GUGAGCGUUGCAAAGCGGUGAAGGGUACCACGAACGGAAAGCACGGUCGUGGCGCUAGGCGGGCGUAGGCGAGGUUCCGUGACGGCCGUUCGGUGGCGCAGCAGGAAUUCCCAGCACGGCAGGCACCGGGUUGGUCAGCUACGUGGUGUUCGUGCGCUCUCUCUAUCGGUGUGUAUAUGCGCGAUUUGCCCCGAGUCCGCGCCUCGACUUGAUGACAUGGCGUCCUAGCGCUGCACGGGCGAAGUCGUACGUCCUCGGUGGAGAGGCUCUCACCCCGUCGUCGAAUCAGCCGCAUCCCAGGAUGCCAAGAUCAUGUGAAGGAAGGAUAUGAUAAACUGUGGCCGAUGAAGAGAAGAGCACGAGCAAGAGUACGAGCAGGAGCACGAGCAAGAGCAAGCGGCUUCGUCGAGGAAGGCGAGAAGAAGCGACGACGAGGCGGCAGCAGCAAUACCAAUAAAAAGAUCAACACUAGAUCUGAUGUUAGCGGACAUUAACGGUAACUUGGCGGAUCUGAGAAGUGAAGCGAUGGCGUCGCAGAGAUUUUGUCUGCGCUGGAAUAAUCAUCAAAGUAAUCUACUCUCCGUUUUCGAUCAACUACUCCAUGACGAGUCGUUCGUCGAUGUUACGCUGGCCGUCGAGGGUCAGUUACUCAGGGCACAUAAGAUGGUGCUGUCGGCGUGUAGUCCCUAUUUUCAGGCCCUUUUCGUCGGACACCCCGACAAGCACCCGAUAGUCAUUCUUAAAGAUGUCCCCUACGUGGAUAUGCGCAGUCUUUUGGAUUUCAUGUAUCGUGGGGAGGUCAGCGUCGACCAGGAUAGGCUAACCGCUUUCUUGAGAGUCGCUGAGUCUCUUAGGAUAAAGGGCCUGACCGAGGUAAACGAGGACAAGUGUGACUUGCCUAGUAUUACCUCUUCGUUGCUUGGCAAUCAAAACACAGUACCUCCACCACCACCGAAUCUACAUAGAAUAAACCAAAUCGGGCCUCACCACCACGUCUCGCAGAAGAGGAUGCACCAUAUGUCGAGCCAUCCUCUCCUUGGUUCGGCCUUAUCCGCGCCAAAGAGAAAAAGGGGCAGACCGAGGAAGCUCAGCGGUUCUUCCGAUACGCCGAUCGGCGAGAUCACGGGCCAGGAGCUGCAGUCAUGUUCGGGGACAGAUCUCGUACAAGGUUCGCCAGAAAUGAUGGAAAUGAAGAUGAGUAUCGACUUUCAGAGCGAAAGCACCGGUAAUAAUGGUAGAGGCGGAAACUCCAGUACUGCUUCGGCGAGUAGUAACAACGUGAACAGCAAUAACGUCGGGAACUCGGCAUCAUCGGGAGCCAGUCUGGCUGCUUCCUCUUUGUCGUCGACGAGGAAGGACGAACCAACGGAAAAUGGUACUGACACACCCGAAUCACUAACAUCUCGUGUUAAACGGGAACCUGAACCGACGCCUAGCACCUCUGCCCAAGCCUCCGAUGAGACGUUCGCGCGGCCACACAGUAGGCAAGGGAACGAAGGUUUCAAGCAAGACCCGGAGGAGACGUCGAGUGGCGGUGGCUCGCAGUCACCGACUCAUAUACGCAUCAACUUCGAGCGAUGCUUUCGUAAGGAGUACAGCACGUCUCUUCAAGGAAAAACAUCGUCAACGGCAAUUAUGGCGUCCAUGGAUGACUCGCAGCAAUAUUCCGAUUCCGAAUCGGAGCAAAAGGUGUCGAAAGACAAUUUGAGCAGUGCCAUAUUUAAUCUGGUCGCCGGUGAAUCGGAGAUCAGUCAAAGCGACUUCGAAGGAUCGUUUAAGGUCGAAAACGAGAGAACGGAGGGUUCGGUACGGGACUUCUGCGUGAAAGAGGGCGACGUAUACCGGUGCACUGUAUGCAAUCGUACCUACACACACAUCAGUAAUUUCUGCCGGCACUACGUCACCUCACACAAGCGUAACGUCAAGUACUUUGCUUGUCCGGUUUGUUAUAAGGAAUUCACGCGGAAAGAUAACAUGGUCGCCCACGUUAAGAUCAUACAUAGCCUUAAGUCGCACAUGGCUCUUAGCAGCAGUGGCAGCAGUAGUAUGGGUCAGCAGCGGUAGACCGCUGUCGGUGCGUCCUCUCUUCUCAGGCUACGUUCCUUGGCUCUUUCCCUUCGUUCUGUCUCUUGAGAAAGAAUCCAAAUUACCGUUACGAUGCUCCUCCUACGUUUCCGGAGGUGCUCUUAACGGCCAAGUAUCACUUCGCGUCGUGCAAUCGUCGAUAAAUCGUUGAACAAAUCGUUGAUCGAUUUCUUCGUCGUCGUGGUAAGGGUCAGGGGACGUUACGCAAGGAAGAGGCAGCAAACGAAAAAAAUCGCGUGAAAAGCUCAAGAGCGAUGCGAGCGUACGUGUCAGUGGCUUUCCGGAUAAACCCAUAGCUGUAAAAGAAAGAAAAGAAAAGGUCGCAGUGUUUCGAACGGACAAAGAGAGAACAAGUAGUAGUAGUUAGAUUAGUCUCGUAGUUAAUAAAAUACAAUCGAGGAUUGGUUUUUGAAGACAACGCUAGUAGGACGAAUCAAGAAAGGACGAUAUGGGGGUAAACGGAUAGUCAAUCGAAUAUACAAAUUUUAAACAUCCGAUGAUCAUCGUCAUUGAUACGUAGAUAGUUGUACAUCUGUUUCCUUUAUACAAUUAACGAACGUUUGAUAAACAACAAACAGGCAGAACAAACAACUAAAUCCGAAGACGUUGUUUCCGCCAAUAUGGGGAAAUUGAAUCGUAGACCAUGUGUCUGCUGCAGCUCAAAACAGUUUCUCCUUUUUCAAUGUAUCAACGUGAAACGAAAGAAACUGGACUUUUAACAAAUGGAUAUAUGAUAUUAAUCAUAGCAGCUAGUAAAGUCAAAUACAGUCGAACGGAGUACCUUUUGUGUCCGGUUACUUUAUUAAACGUGAUAUAAUUCGUGCUAUAUCGGAUCCUAUAACUACUGGUUUUCUCUUGAUUCGUUCGAAAGUUCGCUCUUUCGGACAAAAUCGGCGGGUGUAUCUCAGCCUAUUUCGUAAACCGAAAGCUCCCUUUCUCGAAAAAUGAUUUUCGUGCGCGUAACACGAAACGGGCAUUAAGUUACAAACGAAACGAGCUUUACCGCGUCGCUUCCCUUCAAGGGAAUCGCGGAUGUUAUACAAAUAAAAAGAAAAAAAGAAGGAGGAACGUAAGAAAGAGAGAUAUGCGCAUACAAAGAGUUUAUAUAUGAUUGAACCGGUGUACUCGUUUGGUCGUCUUAACGUAGUUGUACGACAACGAGGAUCAGUUAUGAAACAAAGAGGAGAAAAAAGUAAGCAAGAUAAUUGCAAAAGAAACGUGAGUCCAAAUCAACAAAGAGUAUAUUUACUAUUGUGUGACUAUAAUAUUACGGAGAGAAUCAAACGUGUUGCAUGUAGCAUCGAAAAUAUGCAUACGUUUAUUGAAGUAAAACGGCGGUACAUGCACACACAAUAUAAAUAAGGGAACCACGUAGACUGAGUAAAUGCAAUAUAUAUGUACGAUGACCGUUCGCCAUGUUGUUGAGCCGUUGAGCUGUUGUCAAGCUGUCGAGCCUGAUUCGAAGUUAUAUAGUAGCGUAAUAGGGAGCCAAGGUGGAAAGAAGUCCGCGGUUAGGGCAGGCAAGGAUGGAGAUAGUUAAUGGGGAAAUUAACGGAACGGGACAUGCAAUUCUUGAAAGACUGCAGAGGGACGGUUUUAACGACACCAAAUACAAGAUAGUACUGACAUUGGAUAGACUGAAGGCACUUUAGUAGUAACUUAACGCCAUAUCGUACUGUACCGUACUCUAUUGAACAAAACAUUUGUGCUUAGCCAGUACAACUGGACACAGUUUUACUACUAUAUAUUCUAUAUAUUCUGUAUAUUAUAUAUAUUAUAUUAGAAAACAUGGAUUUUAUCGUUAUCCAAAAAAUGAUACGUUCGUUUAUUUCCUGUUUAACUUGAAAUGAAUCGUGGGUAAAAUAUCUAUAUAUAUAUAUUGUUCCCAAGAGCAAAAAUAUGCCAUUAAAACGACUAUUAAAUUUGUUACAUAAAUUCAUAAUCAACUAAAGCUAAUCGUUAUAACGUAGAUUCUCUUUUUGUAAAUAUUAAAUUCUAAAUAACGUGAGACAAGGAUGUGUGUGUGUCCAGGGUCAUAGAAAUUAUCGUUGUUAAAAAUAUAUCCUUGUCUUACUUGUUACGAGUUUUACGCAGUUUAUCCGAAGCAUAAUUUUAUGUAUAAUUUAAUUCAGAAAGACCAUGCUUAGAAAAGAAAAAAGGAUACAGAGUUCUUUGUGAGUUCUUUUAGUCUUAAAGACUAUAGCGUGCACGCGCAAACGGUCGAGUCGAUUAUCGAUUACUGUUCAAAAGGGAUACGGCUACAGUGAUGGUACAUAGGCUUAGUCGUGAGAGACAGCACUAAAAUACGAUUGUAGCUUACUAUAUUUUGCACUUUACACUUUGUCGAAUCCUCUCUAGUCGGACCUUCGUUCAUAGAUCGAUUGUUAUGAUUAUGAACGACACGCAUGAAUCGGAGAGGAAGCGAAACGAUUUAUAUACAAAUUUUUUCACUAGUUGGGCAUAGACAUUAGACGACUAGAGGCUAUAUAAUAAUAAUUAUAAAUAUUAUUACUGCUACUAUUAAUUAAUUAUAAUCGUAACGGAGACCUUCGUUGUUAUUUUAAAUGCGUGGGAUUUCAAGGUGAAAAGAAAAAUGAAAGAAGAAGAGACAGGACACAACAUGAUUUAUACGAUCUUGUGUCCGAUAUCGCCCACGAUUGACCAGUGUUGUUCGUUCGUUAUUCAAGAGAUAUCUAGCGUUGCAAAGAUAAAAAAAUUUUAGUUGUAAGAAAUACGGAGCGAUCGGAAGAUCGAUCGCCUCCGGAUGCAAUUACGCGUACUUUUAGGAAGAUAGAAUGAUAUAUUAUUAGUUAGGCAGGCAGCAAUGAUUAGACGAGUAGGUAAAGUAAAGCAAAAAAAAUAAUAAGGAACGAUAGAAAGAGAAACAAACUAAAAGCAUAUACGGAUGUUUUAAUAUUUCUGAUCGUAAUGGACCGUGCCGCUGACUCGCAAAAUCGAUGUGCUCUCAGGUCAAUUAUCUUCAAAAUUUUUAACUUUCAUGGACCAAAGAGUAUCCACCAUUCCGCGUCGGUGGAUUAUUUUCGGCGGGGAGAAAAGAUGUGUGUGUGUGUGUAUUCUUUUGUUUUAGUUUAUCCUAUUUUAGCUUGUGUUUUUUUUUUGUUUGACGUACAGAAAGAAAAUUUUAAGGACGAGAGACAGUUGCAGGCCGGUCUUGGUGAAAUUGUUGUGUUCGCGAUGGGUUAACGCAAAGCCCGUCCAAAAAAAAAAAAAAAAAAAAGGAAGAAAAUAUGAAAACAAAUUGCGGAAAGAGGGUAUAAACUGAUAGUUGAAUAUAAAUAUUAUAUAUUAAACAAAAAUAAGUGCAAAGAGGCAGCGGCUAAAACAGCUUAUAUCGAUUUAAAAUGGAAAAAAAUAAUAAUUAAAGUAAUACACUCACAUUUGAUAAUCACUGAGAGGCUAAGACUAACUCAAUUUUAGAUGGCAGGUAAAGAGGACGAUUUAUAGAAGCGGAAUAAAGCGUGUCGAUAUGAAAUGGAAAGUACAGUGUAACAGAGCUCUCGGAUCGCCUAAAGCAAAAUCAAUUGCCAAAUUGUAACGAACGACAAUUCAAUCAUUUCGAUACUAGGCUCACGAUCAAUUUCUCACUUUUUUAACAAUAGACCAGGAAAAUAGAUCCACGUGCUUGUUUCUUUUAAACGGGGGGCUUUCCGUGAUAGCUCGUUUGGGAUAUCCAAUUUUAUUCGUCCGUACGAAAAGGAGCGUUAGUUUACCCUAGUCGACUUUUGCGUGAGAAAUCGCUUGGAAGACCUGAAACUCUUGGUGAUCCUUGUUGACCACAUGUUUGUUUUUUCUUUAAAUUUUAUUUCUCGCAUAAUAUAUUAUUCUGUUAAAUAUCUUAUUUGUCGUCGUCGUCGUCGUUGUCGUCGUCGUCAUUGUACAAGAAAACAAAGAUCCGCAAAUGUUUCUAUCCGCCGUUAAACUUUAGAAAGACAGUUGCAGAGCAUUUGGCAAAGAAGCAAAAAAAGAACAUUUGUAACGACGCGUAUGCGAAUCAAGUUGUUAUCUCUGCUUACAUCGAAUUCCUUAAUGGUAUCUUAAGGCUCGUGAUCAGGGUAAACUGAUACCUAAUAAAAUUGUUGAAAUUUAGCAACUGAUCUUGAAGCUUGCUACGAAAAUUUAUCGUACAACAUUCGCUCACGUUCGUUGCCUUUAAAUGUUGUUAAUCUUUAGAAUUAAGGUUGUAAAAAAG
Molecule: messenger RNA, 6295 nt
Organism: Bombus impatiens (common eastern bumble bee)
Lineage: Eukaryota; Metazoa; Arthropoda; Insecta; Hymenoptera; Apidae
Gene: ttk
Product: protein tramtrack, alpha isoform
Exons: 5
Coding region: 478-2064 (528 amino acids)
Biological process (GO): regulation of transcription by RNA polymerase II
Cellular component (GO): nucleus
Molecular function (GO): DNA binding; protein binding
Source: RefSeq, a predicted model, not a curated record